AUGAGCAUGUUCCAAUCGAAAAAGCCGUUCUCGGCGGUAACUGUAACCGUUGAGAAUCUUACCUCCGAAUCAUAUGAGGAGGAAGAUCUCAGCGGUAUCCCUGAGCUUGUCGAAGUCAUUACCCUACAAGCUACGGGCCCUAGUGAAGCAGCUCGAGCCAUUCGAAAGAAGCUUAAAUACGGAAAUGUGCACCGCCAGAUCCGUGCAUUGGUCAUUCUUGACGGUCUCAUCCAGAACGCUGGUGAGAGGUUCCAGCGAACCUUCGUGGAUGAGCCCUUGCUUGAACGUCUGCGUGUUUGCGGUACAUCUGACCUGUCUGAUGUUGCAGUGAGGAAUAAGUGUAGGGAGCUCUUUCGUUCAUGGUCACAGUAUGCUGGCAGGCCAGGGCUAGACAGUCUCGCACGACUUCACAGAGAACUCCCCAAGAGAAAGCAAGCUGUUACACAGGAGAGAUCUCGAGUCCUGAGGGAGACAGAGGAAAAUCCAUUUGUCGACGACGAACAAGAAGCUGCGGCAAAGGCGGCCCGUGAUGCUCGGGACGCUUCAGGCCCUUCGAGCUCAAACCCAGCAUAUGGUUCAACAUUCGGACACUCUUCUACCAAAUCUUCCUCAGGGCCCAGUGCUUUCUUCGGUAGCUCUAAAGAUAAGAAGAAGGAGAAAGAGAAGGAUAAGGCGAAGGGGAAGCGAAAGCCUUUCAAUCUUGAGGCUGAGAAGGAGCAAAUGAAGUCUGUCAUUGCUGACUCCUCCAUAGCAGCAACGAACUUGAUGAAUGCGCUUCAAAGCAUUAACCGUGAGGUGGAGCGUAUUUCAGAGAACCAGACGGCAGUGGAGCGCUUUGAAGCUUGUAAACUUCUUCGGCGCAAAGUACUUCGAUAUGUUCAUCAUGUGGAGGAGGAGCAGUGGCUGGGAGGAUUGCUUCAUGCUAAUGAUGAGCUUGUCCAUGCUCUCAUGUCUUUCGAACAGUUCGAUCGUUCGAUUGACGCGGAUAGUGAUUCGGAUGACGAACUUGCCGAGCAAGCUCAUCUUUAUCGGAUGGCUACAAUUAAGGGUAAGGAGGCCAUGGCCAAGGCUGCCUCUCAGUCUCCAACAGCCUCGCAGCCUCCAGACCUCUCCGAGCUAAACAUUUCAGCACCCGUUCACGCAGCUCCUCCUCGGCCACCGCCCAUGUCCAAGCCUCACUCAAACCCUCCCCCUCAACCCCCAAGGCCUGUUGCAGCUCCGCAGGAUGAAGAUGAUGAAGACGAUCCCUUCGGCGAUUCUCAUGCACUCGAGACACCUAUGCACGAACGUGACCAGCCUAAGUGGUAG
This is a messenger RNA of Fusarium mangiferae, 1308 nucleotides long. RefSeq lists its product as uncharacterized. The transcript is spliced from 5 exons. Lineage: Eukaryota; Fungi; Ascomycota; Sordariomycetes; Hypocreales; Nectriaceae. The record is from RefSeq and is a predicted model, not a curated record. The coding region runs from base 1 to 1308 and encodes 435 amino acids. Gene Ontology annotation, molecular function: phosphatidylinositol binding; ubiquitin binding. Gene Ontology annotation, biological process: actin cortical patch localization; endocytosis; actin filament organization. Gene Ontology annotation, cellular component: actin cortical patch.